Molecule: messenger RNA, 1391 nt
Organism: Formica exsecta
Lineage: Eukaryota; Metazoa; Arthropoda; Insecta; Hymenoptera; Formicidae
Product: leptin receptor overlapping transcript-like 1
Exons: 5
Coding region: 503-931 (142 amino acids)
Biological process (GO): late endosome to vacuole transport via multivesicular body sorting pathway
Cellular component (GO): endosome
Source: RefSeq, a predicted model, not a curated record
AUCAUUUAACGCGCGAUUGCUACCGCACAAAAUCUUUAAAAAUGUCAUCAUUCCGUGAAGAAUUUGCGCGAAAAGCGCAAUAUUAAUUAUCAAAACAUAACCUCAUCCGUUCCGCUGUUGUCACUGUUUGACAUUUGCACAAACACGAUUUUCUUAAUUGUUAAGUUUCAUAACUUAAUUUAAGAGCAAUGUAUCGUUCUUUUAAUAUUGAUUGGAAAAAGGUCUAUUAUGAUUCCCUUAAUGUAUUAAUACUAAUUUCAUCGAAUGAAAGUUAUAAUCCAGGAAAGCUUUGCACAGAAUCGUAAUAUUAUUUCAUCUAUACUUGUGAACUUAUUCAUUUUUUAAAACACAGAUCGUUUAUUAUUGCACGAUAAAUUUAUCAGCACAGACAUCUGAAAAUCAAAACUAAACAUGCAAUAAUACCUUAUUCAAUUAUAUUGUACAUAUAUGAAUUUAAUUAGUGCUGUCUAAUGUGUGAUAAUUAUAUAUUUUUUCUUAUUUCAUGGCAUUUUCUCUUCACGAUUCGUUUAUCCUCGAAACAGCAUUAGUACUGCUAGCAUUUGCUGGUUCUAUUGGAAUGACAUUUGUCAUUCUUGGCUGUGCAUUACCAAUAUACAAAGUAUGGUGGCCAUUUUUUGUUGUUCUGUUCUAUAUAUUGGCACCUAUCCCAACCAUAAUAGCACGUCGUUAUACAGAUGAUUCAGGAAGCAAUAGUAAUCCAUGUUUAGAAUUGGCAAUAUUUAUUACAAUGGGAUUUGUGGUAUCAUCCUUUGCUCUUCCAAUCGUGUUGGCACGAUCUCCAGUGGACCAGCCUGUAAUACAAUGGGGAGCUUGUUACUUGACAUUAGCAGGUAAUAUUGUUGUGUAUUCAACUCUAGUCGGAUUUUUCAUAACCUUUGAUCAAGAUGAUACCGAUUAUAACAUGUGGUGAGGCACUAUUACAUCGUACUUAUAACAAUAAAAAUUGUAAAAUCCUUUCAGGUUUUUUAUGAGAUUAAAGGAAAAAAUCAAUCAUGCGGUGCACUGACUGAAAGCUAUAUACUGAUCAUAAAUUGCUAUAAACUUAUUAUAUACACAAUUUAUAUAAUAUAAAUCUAAUAUGGAUACUCUUCUGUAUUGAUGCUGCAAGAAAAACAUAGUAUAGUGCACUAAUAAUAGAACGUGUCGAUGACACUAUGCUAUUUGUUGAUUGAUAAACAAACAUUGGAAUUUCUCAGAUUUUCCACAUGUUACAAAAUAGCAAGAAAGCAUUUGGUGUUUUAGAUUUUUCGUAUGAGACUAUUCAGGAUAACCUGAAACGCAACAAUGCGAGAAUAAUGAACAUAUUUUUUAUUUAAUCUAAGUCUUUCAUAAUAAUAAUAAUGGUAAUAAAGCUACAGUUUAUUACUUCA